Messenger RNA from Gavialis gangeticus (Gharial), 3564 nucleotides. RefSeq names its product UDP glycosyltransferase 8 (gene UGT8). The coding region runs from base 36 to 1661 and encodes 541 amino acids. The record is from RefSeq and is a predicted model, not a curated record. Lineage: Eukaryota; Metazoa; Chordata; Crocodylia; Gavialidae. Gene Ontology annotation, molecular function: UDP-glycosyltransferase activity. The transcript has 5 exons.
UUUGUUGAAGUAAUUUUUUGUUUGUCAUUUCAGCUAUGAAGUCUUACACUGCAGUUUUCAUUCUCCUGUGGGGCACUGUUGGGAUAGCCCGGGCUGCCAAAAUCAUUGUUGUGCCGCCAAUUAUGUUUGAAAGCCAUCUAUAUAUUUUCAAGACUCUGGCCUCAGCUUUGCAUGACCAAGGUCACCAAACAGUCUUACUCCUCUCUGAGGGCAGAGAAAUCCCUCCAUCUGAUCACUAUAGACUCCAGCGUUACCCAGGGAUCUUUAACAGCAGCAGUGCGGAUGAUUUUCUUCAGUCCAAAAUGAGGAGUAUAUUUUCUGGGAGACUGACAAUAGUGGAACUAUUUGAUAUCCUGAAUCACUAUUCUAAGAACUGCGACAUGAUUGUGGGCAACCAAAAUCUAAUGCACGUUCUGAAACAGGAGAAAUUUGACCUGCUGCUGGUGGAUCCUAAUGAGAUGUGUGGAUUUCUUAUAGCUCACCUUUUAGGGGUUAAAUUUGCUGUUUUCUCCACUGGUCUUUGGUAUCCAGCAGAAGUUGGUGCUCCAGCUCCUUUAUCUUAUGUUCCAGAAUUUAACUCACUUCUCACAGAUCAUAUGAACUUCCUGGAAAGGAUUAAAAAUGUUGUUGUUCAUCUGGUUUCAAGACUGGGAGUCAAUUUUCUGGUUCUGCCAAAAUACGAAACGAUACUACAGAAAUACAAGGCUUUGCCAGAGCGGUCCAUGCAUGAUUUGGUUCAUGAAUCCAGCCUGUGGAUGCUGUGUACUGAUGUAGCACUGGAGUUUCCAAGACCCACGCUACCAAACGUUGUUUAUGUGGGAGGAAUCCUAACGAAGCCGGCUAGUCCUCUACCAGAAGACCUCCAAAGCUGGGUGAAUGGUGCUAAUGAAAAUGGCUUUGUCCUUGUCUCAUUUGGAGCUGGAGUGAAAUAUUUGUCAGAAGAUAUAGCAAAUAAGUUAGCGCAAGCCCUGGCAAGAUUGCCUCAGAGAGUUAUUUGGAGGUUUUCAGGAAACAAACCGAAGAACUUAGGAAACAAUACAAAACUUAUAGAAUGGCUACCGCAAAAUGACCUCCUUGGUCAUGCUAACAUUAAAGCCUUCCUUAGUCAUGGUGGUUUGAACAGUAUUUUUGAAACCAUGUACCACGGAGUGCCUGUGGUAGGAAUUCCCCUUUUUGGAGACCAUUAUGAUACUAUGACCCGGGUGCAGGCCAAAGGCAUGGGAAUAUUAUUAAACUGGAAGACAAUUACUGAGGGUGAAUUGUAUGAAGCUCUUGUGAAAGUCAUUAAUGAUCCCAGCUACAAACAACGGGCCAAGAAGCUGUCUGAAAUUCACAGAGACCAACCUGGGCAUCCUGUUAAUCGGACAGUUUACUGGAUUAACUACAUUCUCCGCCACAACGGAGCACAGCAUCUGCGUGCGGCUGUUUAUAGCCUGUCUUCGUAUCAGUAUUUCUUACUGGAUAUCACCUUUGUUGUAUUAUUUGGUGCUGCCUUAUUUUAUUACAUUUUGGCCAGGAUUGCAAAGUUUAUUCGCAAAAAGAGCAAACAUCUUUGGUCACGUGAUGAACAUAGCACCAUUAAUGGACAUUACCAAAAUGGGAUCCUAAAUGGCAAAUAUAGAAGAAAUGGCCACAUUAAACAUGAAAAAAAGGUGAAAUGAGCCAACCGUCUAUGUACAGUAAUAACGAAUCAGAUCCAUAAUUGAAUUUUAUCGCUGUAACUUAGUCUAACAACUACUUAAAAUAAAACCUCAAUAAACAGUUCUAACACUCCCCUACAACAUGUAAUCUUAUGUGAUGGAAUUCUACAGAACUAAGAAAAGUCUUAAAACAAAAAAAAAGCACAACCUAAAAUAGAAAAUGUAUUAUAUUCUUAAUACUGAUGCAGAGAGGUUAUUUUGGCACUGAUGUUUUUAGAAGCCUUAAUUCUCCAAAGUAAUUCAAUGACCAUAUUUAUGAUUUCUCAGUUUUUAUAUCUGAAUGUGUGUGUCCCAGAUAAGGAAAAGUUUCUUUUUUACGCGCAAAGUUUUCCUUUUUUGUAAUAUAUCCAUCUGUUAGCUUAACGUAUUUUAGAGCUAGCUCUGUGUUAUAUUGGUUGAAAGUUUGGCAUGUUUAUAAGAAUGAUGUUUAAAUAAAGUAAUUUUUACCAGUGGUUGACACACAGCAAUUAACAAGUUGCAGAUUGAGAAAGCAGCCAUAGAAAAGAACACUCUCAAAAAUGAGCACUGAAGAAAAAUGGUAAAAAUUGCAUUUUUUUUCUCUACUAGACCUCUCUUCUCUGACUGAGCUUUAGAGAAAAGGAUGAGAGAGCAUACAACAAGUUGUCAUUUCGUAUUUAUUUACAUUUUUUUGUGUUGCCUAAAUUAUUUAUGCUCUCCAUAAAAAAAUGCAAUUUAAGCUUUUGUGCUUUUCCCCCCAUGAAUAAUAUGCCUAUGUGGGUAAAAUUAUAAUUAAGAAAUAUAUAAUUAAUUCAUAAAACAUAAAAAUAUUGGCCUUGAGCUCAGUCUAGAAGGUUUUACUUCAGCCUUGGAGUAAUUCAGAAUCAAACCAUUAUUUGGGGUUUGUUGAAAAAAAAAGUUGAAUGUCUUUCCUAUGAAUUAUUAUUAUGCUAUUAUUAAGUUUUUUCUAAAUCACAAUGUUAUCGAUGUUCUCUUUCAAUAGUUAAAACUGGAAAAAAUAUUACCUUAUACUGGUCUGGGCCACACAAUCCAUGUUACAUAGUUGCCAACAUAUAAUUCUCUGAAAGUGGGAUGGAAGCUAUUCUCUGGGUUGGUAACCAAUCUAUACUUAGAGGUUUGAUAUCAUGCAUGACAUUAAACCUAGCAAACUGAGCAUAAAGUUCACAGAGAUUGCCUCUUCCUUUCCCCGCUAUGGUCCCUCCCCACAACAAUCUCUUUCAAUCAUUGUAGCUGACAUGGGACUUCUAUCGUUUUCAAAUUGAGGGUGGCGAUGCAGAGCAAUGGGCAUAAAAUCAUAACUGCCCUGCUGAACCAAAGUUGGCAACUAUGAGCUUAUUUCCAUGUCAUUCUGUUUACUUGGAAUUUGCACUACACAUGUUGUGAGUGUAUGCUUUAUUUAUUUGUAGUUUGAAAUCCCAUGUCUGGAAGAGAAAAGAAAAAUACCCAUUUAUCUAGUGUUGUUCACUAACAUGGGAGAAGUUGUGAUAAUUACAGAAGGCUGAGAUCAUCUUCAUACACAGUGAUGUAAUACUUCAUUAUCAUUCCAUCGGGAGCCUCUAUCCUAUAGCAAUAAAUAACAUUACAAAUAUGUUUCUAAUGUACAGUACAGAUAUUUGUACUGCUUUCUGAAUACUUGAAGAAUAUGGUAUUAUAAAUAAGCCCGUUAGUUAUAUUUUUUUACAAUCCUAUCAGUAUGUGGCAACUAAAGGAACAUAUAGAGGCAAUGAGUGGUGGAAUGUUAACAGGACUUAGAGUGUAUGAAUGGGUUGGUUUUAAUGUUUUUUGGCAUUGAAGAAGGUACAAAAGCACUGACCGGAUGAUUAAGCAUAAUUUAAUCUCCACUGUGAUAAAACUUAAGCAAUAAACAUGGAUUUAAUAGAGAAAA